Heterobasidion irregulare TC 32-1 is the source of this 459-nucleotide messenger RNA. RefSeq lists its product as uncharacterized. The record is from RefSeq and is a predicted model, not a curated record. The annotation marks the transcript as partial. NCBI's taxonomy places the organism in Eukaryota, Fungi, Basidiomycota, Agaricomycetes, Russulales, Bondarzewiaceae. The transcript is spliced from 3 exons.
CUUACAUACUACAGGGAGCUGCGGGAGGCACGCAUCGACAAUGAAUUCGAAGCUGUACUGGACAGAAUUUUGAAAGAAUGGUUUAAUGUUGGAGCAUCAGUGCGUCUUCUUGCCCUCCACAUAUAUCAUCUGUUUUUCUGUGUCGAUGCAUUGAUGUUUACUCUGUUCAUUUUGAAUGUUACAGUCUCCGGGUUCACCCCAGACACCCUCUUCGGUAUCGAAGGCCUGGCGCGCGGCGCCCUUGCGGUAUCAAUCGUUACCGCCGGUGUUGGCAUCUUUCUCGAUGCCUGGUUUCUACUUCUCUACACCAGUGCUGAUGCACAAAAGUUCAAGAGGCUUGCGACCGACAUCUAUUCUUCGUUCUUUUUUUUCUCCAUUACCUCGCGGAUACCUGGCUUGCUUCUUUUCUUCGCCUGUUGCUCCACAGCACUGCUGCUCUUCGCUGUUGCCUGGGAUUCG